Cladocopium goreaui is the source of this 2016-nucleotide messenger RNA. The record is from the annotation of a GenBank genome assembly. Lineage: Eukaryota; Dinophyceae; Suessiales; Symbiodiniaceae.
GGCUACAAGCGAGUAGCCAUGGCACAUGCGAAAGCUGGCGACUCUGAGCAGGUCGGUGGUGUUGCCGAGUUCAGUGAUGGUGAUGAGCUGCAAAUUCGGCACUUGAGAGAGGAUGAGGACUUGGUUAUUGAUGGGGAGACUAUCGUGGAUGACAUGCUUGUUGCUCAACGUAUUGCCGAGCAGGAUGCGUUUGCCGAGCGGGUGCUUCAUGAAUCCGAAGGCGCAAUGGAACGACGCAAAGCUCCUUCCGCCCAAGAUGUGCAGAAGCUUCUGCGACUGCUCAGGGAGACACGAAAGUUGACCUCAAAGAUUGGGGACUUGCCCAGUCAGUUCGAUGCCUUGGUCAGUGAGGAGUUGCGUGAUGCAUGCAAAGCUGCCACAGAGGCGGUCACCAAACUUCCUUUGCCAGAGUCAUCGACAACAGUGGAGGAUGCUCCCGUAGGUGAAGAGAAAUGGGGUGAAGGCACUGAGGAUCCUGCCCAUGCGCUUGCUGCAGUGGACCUGCAAAGUACAGACGAAGAAACUGCCGCAGCUGAACCUUCUGCGGUUGCUGAUGCUGAAAGAACCAAGGAGGAAGCAGAGGUUAAGGAAGAUGGGAACGAGGAGAUGCAGGAGAUGGAAGCUCAUGAAGCUCAGCAAGAUGCAAAGGAUGAAGAUGACAAGGAGCUUGAUGGAGCAGAGCCUGCUGAGGCUGUUGAGGCCGAUGUAGGAAAGCGGCACGCCAUAGAAGAUGAAGAGGGCGCACCUGUCAUCAAUGUCUCGCACCUGCCCGACAUUCUGGAUGCCAAUGCGCCCAAAGAAGCCAUCGGCAAAGUGCAGUCCAUAGUGCAAGAGCUCCUAGUGAUUCAAGGAGAGGAAGAUGGCAAGGCUCUGGACCUUGGCUCUGUGCUGUGCCAAGAAGAUGGCCGGGUUCUUGGCGCUGUAGUCGACGUGUUUGGGCAGAUCUCCCACCCCCACUACUUGGUGCUUCCUUCCGAGUCUUGCAAGAAGGAUUUGCCACCAGUGGGUGCAGCUGUGCUGGCUGCAACAGGUAUGCAGGAGACCAGCUUCCUUUGUGAUAGAGCCGACUUGGCUGCCUUGCAAAACCAAGUUGAUAGCGACGAGGAGAGUGACCUCAUUGACGGAGAUGAGUCGGACAGCGAGGAUUCACCUACCUUCAACCCUGAAGGGGCUGCUGCGCUAGAAGCAGAAUCGAGAAACUGGGGAGGUGUUUGGGGAUCUAUGCUAUCGAAGGAGCCCAAGAACAACCAUGCUGUCGAGACAGGGAACUUGGUUGAAGAUCCCGCCUCCCGAAGUUCAACGACCUAUCGGGCGGAAAGAGGAGAGGCACCAUCAAACUCCCGCAGCAGAUUCAACUGCUAUGGCUCCACUGAUCGGAGGAAAAGCGACGGCAAUCAGGGAGAGGACAUGAACUGGUACGAAGGAAGUUCAGGCCGUUCAAGAGAGGCAACAAGACGAAAAGGUGCAAAGGGCGGUGCCAAGGGGAAAGGCCAUGAACGAGAAAGCUCUCCACCGAGACCACCACCACCGCCGCCGCCCGGAGACCACGCGGACUGGCCUGAGGUGAAAGGAGCUAAAGGCCCAAGAGGAGCCAAAGGGAAAGGGCGCGAGCGGGAAAGGUCACCCCGGAGGGCUCCACCACUACGGCCACCAGCACCACCAGCACCGCCAGCACCACCAGCGCCACCAGCGCCACCAGCACCACCAGCACCGUUGGCACCGCCGGCACCGCCGGGACUGCCGGCCCUGCCAGCACCGUUCCCACCAACACCGCCACCACCUCCACGGGCAGCGCAAAGCUCGCAAUGGCCCAGGGAUGCUCAGGCGGUUGGGGACUGGGAUGACCAUUCAAGAUCCAGAGUGAAGAGGAGGCGUGGGGAGAGCUAGAUGCAAAGCUGAGUGUCAGACCUGUGAGAGCUGUGCCAGCGUUUGACACUGCACAUGCUGACCGAGCUUUGCACGGCUGGCCUAGCUUGGCCACGGUCCUCAAAUGUUGAACAUGUUUAAAGAAGAAAA